UGGCACUGCGUGGCAGACCAGAACUCCAUGCGCCCGCUUCCGCAGCUCACCUGCGAUAUCCUCCCUGAAUGCCACGCGCGUUGUUUUUAAGAAGCUUUUUAUUGUGGUUUUCAGGCGUUUGACGUGUCGGACCGGUCGGGCAGGUUUGUCCGGGGGAAAAGCAGGUGAGGCAGCGGGGGAACAAGGGCGGGGAGCCGCCGCCGAGCUCUCUACAAGCAGGAAGAAGAGGAUAACAUGGUGAGGUGACAAAACGCCUGGACGCAGACUGAGAACAGGAUUCACCUUUUUAUAUAUAUAUAUAUUUUUUUUAUAUAUAUAUAUAUAUAUAUAUAUAAAUCUGCGAAGGACACGGGGAGAUAGCUGAGUUGACAAGAUGAGUCGGCGGCGUGCAGACUCCGAUGGUUCCCUGGAGCCUGACGAUGAGGUCAUGCCAUACAGUGACGAUGAGACAGAUGACGAAUUGGAUGAAAGCUCUGAAGGGGAACCGGAGCCACCUGGAGCCGGAGUCCUGCAUCCCCCGGCGGAUGCUAGACCCAGCGAGAUGGCAUGGAAGGUGAAAGCCAAUGACCGACCUUAUCACCACCUGCCAGAGUUUAAGAAAAAAGUGUUCCUGUGCAUCAAGAAGAGCAGAUACUCUGGAAACGCCAUCAAGACGUACAAGUACAAUGUCCUCACCUUCCUCCCUCUGAACCUGUACGAGCAGUUUAAGAGGGUCGCCAACCUCUAUUUCCUGGUUCUGCUAAUCUUACAGAUUAUUCCAGACAUUGCUACUCUGCCCUGGUACACCACACUGAUUCCUCUAGUCGUGGUGCUUGGAGUCACUGGCAUCAAAGACCUGGUGGACGAUCUGGCGCGUCACAGGAUGGACAAGGAGAUUAACAACAGGAAGUGUGAGGUCCUGCUUGAUGGCAGGUUUCAAGAGUCAAAGUGGAGGAACAUACAAGUUGGAGAUGUGGUUCGAAUGAAGAAGAACGACUUUAUUCCAGCUGACAUCCUGCUGUUAUCCAGCUCCAACCCAAACAGCCUGUGCUAUGUAGAAACCGCUGAGCUUGACGGAGAGACCAACCUGAAGUUUAAGCUGGGACUCAGAGUGACUGAUGAGAGACUGCAGGAGGAGCGUCAGCUGGCUGAGUUCAAUGCUCUGAUCGAGUGCGAGGAGCCGAACAACCGCCUGGACAAGUUCGUGGGGACGAUGCUGUAUGAGGGGAAGCGUUACCCCCUGGAUCUGGACAACAUGCUGCUCCGCGGCUGCAAGAUCAGAAACACCGAGGUGUCUCACGGCCUGGUCAUCUUCGCAGGAGCCGACACCAAAAUCAUGAAGAAUGGUGGGAAGACGAGAUUUAAGAGGACCAAAAUUGACGAGCUGAUGAACUACAUGGUUUACUCGAUCUUCGUGCUGCUGAUCCUGGUGGCGGCAGGUCUGGCCAUCGGUCACACCUAUUGGUACGAGGCUAUUGGCUCUAAGGCCUGGUAUCUGUUCGACGGCAAAAACCAGAACUCCUCCUACAGAGGCUUCCUCAUGUUCUGGGGAUACAUCAUCGCCCUCAACACCAUGGUGCCCAUUUCACUAUAUGUCAGUGUGGAGGUGAUUCGUCUGGGCCAGAGUAAGUUCAUCAACUGGGACCUGCAGAUGUAUUUCUUAGAGAAAGACACACCAGCUAAGGCUCGAACCACCACCCUGAAUGAGCAGCUCGGUCAGAUAGAGUACAUCUUCUCCGACAAGACGGGAACUCUCACGCAGAACGUCAUGCAGUUCAAGAAGUGCACCAUCGCUGGACGCAGCUACGGUGAACCGACUACAGCUGCGGGACUGGUGCUGGAGCGAGGAAGGCCGGUGGACUGGAGCUGGAACCAGUAUGCGGACAGAAGUUUCCAGUUCGUGGAUCAUUCCCUGGUGGAAUGCAUCCGAUCCGGGAAGGAUAAAGAUGCUAAUGAGUUCUUCAAGCUGCUCUCUCUCUGUCACACAGUCAUGGUGGAGCACAAAGACGAUGGUCUGGUGUACCAGGCGGCGUCUCCUGAUGAGGGCGCCCUGGUGACGGCAGCCAGGAACUUCGGCUACGUGUUUCUGUCUCGUACGCAGGACACCAUCACCAUCAAGGAGAUGGAGGAGGAGAGAACCUACGAGAUGUUGGCGCUGCUCGACUUCAACUCCGACCGCAAGCGCAUGUCUAUCAUCUUGAAGUUUCCUGAUGGUCGUAUUCGUCUCUACUGUAAGGGAGCCGACACGGUCAUCUACGAGCGACUUUCCCCCAAAUCCAAACACAAAGAAACUACCCAGACAGCUCUGGAUAUCUUUGCCAACGCGACCCUGCGGACGCUGUGCUUGUGUUACAAAGACAUCAGCGCAGACGAGUACGAAGCCUGGUCCAAGUUACACCAAGAGGCUCAGGUGGCCAUGUCAGACAGAGACGCUGCCCUGGACCGCAUGUACGAGCAGAUCGAGAGCAACCUGAUGCUGAUUGGGGCGACAGCCAUUGAGGACAAAUUGCAGGACGGAGUGCCAGAGACCAUCGCCAAACUGGCCAAGGCCGACAUCAAGAUCUGGGUCCUGACCGGAGACAAGAAAGAAACGGCAGAGAACAUUGGAUAUUCUUGUUCACUUUUGACAGACGACAUGCAGAUCCACUACGGAGAAGACGUCAAUGAGAAGUUGAAGGUCCGUCAGGCCAGAAGGAGACUUGAACCUGCAACUUUCCGUCAGGGCAAAAAUAAACCUGCGGAGGCUUUCUUCCCCGAGCCGGGCAAAAACGCGCUCAUCAUCACCGGAGGAUGGCUGAACGAGAUUCUGUACGAAAAGAAGAAGAAACGCCGUCGUCUACGUCUGCGUCGUCUGGGAAAGCGACCGCCUCCCAGCAACCCUCAGGACUGCCAGCCGAUGGACGACUGGGAGAAGGAGAUGAGACAGAUUGACUUUGUGGACAUGGCCUGUGAGUGCGAGGCGGUCAUCUGCUGUCGCGUCACACCGAAGCAGAAGGGUAACGUGGUGAGUUUGGUGAAGAAGUACAAGAAAGCCGUGACGCUGUCCAUCGGCGACGGAGCCAACGACGUCAACAUGAUCAAGACUGCAGACAUCGGUGUCGGUAUCAGUGGUCAGGAGGGGAUGCAGGCCGUCAUGUCCAGCGAUUACGCCUUCGCUCAGUUCCGUUACCUGGAGCGCCUCCUGCUGGUGCACGGACGCUGGUCUUACAUCCGAAUGUGCAAGUUCCUGCGUUACUUUUUCUUCAAGAACUUCGCCUUCACACUGGUCCACUUCUGGUACUCGUUCUUCAGUGGAUACUCCUCACAGGUCGCCUAUGAAGACUGGUUCAUCACUCUCUACAAUCUCUGUUACAGCAGCUUACCCGUUCUACUAGUUGGACUUCUUGACCAGGAUGUUAACGACAAACUGAGCCUGAAAUUCCCCAAACUCUACCUGCCCGGCCAGCAGGGGGCAUUGUUUAACUACAGGAACUUCUUCAUCAGCUUGUUCCACGGCAUCUUUGUCUCGCUCGUCAUCUUCUUCAUCCCGUAUGGAGCCUUCCUGCAGACCAUGGGGCAGGAUGGAGAAGCCCCCUCUGACUACCAGUCCUUCGCCAUCGUCACCGCCUCGUCGCUCAUUUUCACAGUCAACCUGCAGAUCUCUCUGGAAACCUCCUACUGGACAUUUGUUAACUGCUUUGCGGUUUUGGGCAGCAUAGCCAUCUACUUUGGCAUCAUGUUUGAUAUCCACAGUGCCGGGAUCCACGUCAUCUUCCCCUCAGUGUUCACCUUUACUGGUGCAGCGUCACACGCACUGCGUCAGCCCUACUUGUGGUUAACCAUCAUCCUGACUGUGGGCAUCAGCCUGCUCCCUGUCAUCUGCAUCCAGUUCCUCCAUAAAAGCAUCUGGCCCUCUGUAGGAGAUAAGGUCCAGAGAAACAGGAAGAAGUACGAGAUGGAGCUAUUGCAGGAGGAGAAGAAAAAGGCACCAGCCUUCGAGCGCGGCCGGCGUUCCCGCCGCUCCGCCUAUGCCUUCUCUCACUCUCGUGGCUACGCUGACCUCAUCUCGUCCGGGCGGAGCAUUCGGCGGCGACCGGCGGCCCGUGGCGUAUUCCAGGAAAGCAUCAGAGAGGUUCCCCAGACAGCAGCCGAAAACAUGGAGAUGGAGCAAAACUAGCCAGGGGCGUUGUAAAUAUUUGGGGACAAGUUCAAGGAGUGCUUGGUUUAUCUUCAUUUUUUAUCUGUGGAGCCGCAGCUGGAAAUGGUCCAACGUCGGAAACUCUGCACAGAAUACGACAGCCUGGUCGGAGUUUAAAAGGACCUCUUUCUUUGUGGUAUUCAAGUCCCUUAGAGGAAGGUUAAAAGCAUAGCGCUCCGAAAGUCACUCGUCUUAUAGAAAUAAAAUGAGCGGCUUUUGCAGAAAGUUAAAUGAAGCACUACUGAAUGUGUCUUUGCUGCAGUUUGUGACUCGCUGCAUUUUAACUCUUGUUAAAAUGCAAACGGAAAAAAAAACCUCACCGAGGAGACAGCCUUCGUUACCGGGGUUUGAGGUCAUACAUGUGACUGACAAUGUUGUUUAACUCAGGAUUCUUUUUUUUUUUUUUUUUACAUCUUUUAAGUCAUUUUUCCAAUCUUACCAAUACUUUGGCUGGAUAUGGAGUUGUAACGUUAUUUAAUGACACUUUUUUUGACAUUCAAAGCUUUAGCCCUAUGUCUGUGAAGCACAUGAUAUGUUAGUGUUUUAUUAAAGUUUAAAAAAAAUGCAUAUUCCAGUCAAGUUGUCCGUUAUAUCCAUGAAAUCAGAUCCCAACAUCUGUUAGGAUGCAAAUCCAAAGAUGUUCCUUCAUAUUAAAACAAUGGGCUAAAGCUAGACAUGUCAAAGUAUCCUCUUUUUAAUGUUUUAUUAUAAAUAAUGAUGGGAUGUUACCAUGCCAGGCUGUGCAAGGUGGUCAGAUGUUAUAAAGUGUAACUUAAUUUAAAAAUGUCCCAAGUGUUCUUACAGAUAGAUGUUGAACACACUAUUUGGGGGAUUUCAGCCUUAAAACCUUUCUACAUACCUAUUUCAAACCGAAAUUCUAACCAAUCAUUUGUUCUAUACCUCAUCUUCGUUCUUUUUAUGUACCUAGGAUGCUGUGAACACACUGUAGGGACUACCUACCUUCAACAGCAGUGUUUGCAGAAUGUGAUUUCAAGUGCUCCUUACUUCUAAUGGGGAAACAAAUGCAGCAAAGAGGUCUAGGUUUAUAUUUAAUAAUGUCUUUUCUUUUUUUACUUCUUAGAAGUUAAAUCACACAUUCCAAAGAGAACAAAUGAGGUGUGUGUGUGUGUGUGUGUCUGUGUGUGUCCGUGUGUCCGUGUCCUAUAAUUUAGGAUAUUCGCUAAUCAGUGCCAGGCCAAAACUGACAAAUUCCUGUUCUGACUUUCACUACAUCACCUUCAUGCUAGUGUUAAUGUUUGCAGACGAUGUCUUCUUUUAUUACUGAAUGAAUGGAAGCAAUAGAUUGACGACUGCUGUUCAUUGUACCAGCAACCGUUUGUUCUCUAUCAUCUGAUGAUGUUUUAUCAUGCGGUUGUUAAUAAAAGCCAAGGGCACAUUUAGCAAUCUGAAA
Perca fluviatilis (European perch) is the source of this 5567-nucleotide messenger RNA. RefSeq names its product ATPase phospholipid transporting 8B1 (gene atp8b1). Gene Ontology annotation, cellular component: plasma membrane. Bases 374 to 4135 code for a protein of 1253 amino acids. Gene Ontology annotation, molecular function: ATPase-coupled intramembrane lipid carrier activity; magnesium ion binding; ATP binding. NCBI's taxonomy places the organism in Eukaryota, Metazoa, Chordata, Actinopteri, Perciformes, Percidae. Gene Ontology annotation, biological process: Golgi organization; phospholipid translocation. The transcript is spliced from 30 exons. The record is from RefSeq and is a predicted model, not a curated record.